Molecule: messenger RNA, 2234 nt
Organism: Aquila chrysaetos chrysaetos
Lineage: Eukaryota; Metazoa; Chordata; Aves; Accipitriformes; Accipitridae
Gene: R3HDM4
Product: R3H domain containing 4
Exons: 8
Coding region: 90-863 (257 amino acids)
Molecular function (GO): nucleic acid binding
Source: RefSeq, a predicted model, not a curated record
CGCGGCCCCGCCCCUCUGACGCCACUUCCUACGGGGGACGCGGCGGUCCCGGUGCCGCCGCCCGUGCCGUGCCGGGCCGAGCGGGGGCCAUGGUGGUGCUGCGGGGCGGCGCGGGCCCUGAGGAGCCCUACCCGAGGAUCGAGGACUGCCUGCCCCCGCUGGAGGACUCCCCAUCCAAGAGGUUCUCCCCCUCCAAGCGAAAGCAGUAUUACAUCAACAAGGCCAUCCGCAACUCAGACCUCACCCCCAGGGCCAAGGGGCGCAAGAGUCUGCAGAGGCUGGAGAACACUCGCUACCUGAUGACACUUCUCGAGCGAGACGAAUGCGGGAGUGACGAGGGAGAGCUCGCCCACUCCGCCACUCCGAGCAUCUUCACCGAGGCUUGUAACAACGAGACCUACGUGGAGAUCUGGAACGACUUCAUGAACCGGUCGGGAGAAGAGCAAGAGCGAGUCCUGCUCUACCUGGAGGAGGAGGCCAGGAAGAAGCACAAGAGGAAGCUGCCUGUCAAGAAUGAAGACAAGUGGAAAGAGCAUCCUGCCUACACACCCAAGGAGUGCUUCCAGCGCAUCAGCCGCCGCCUGCGCUCCACCCUGAAGCGGGGCCGGAUCCCCAUGGGGACGCUGGAGGGCCUGGAGGAGGAGCUGCUGGCCUUCUUCUCCGUCACCCCUCACUCCGUCUACACAGCGCUGAUGGACAACAGCUUCGAGCGACUCCUGCUCCACGCGCUCUGCCAGUACAUGGACCUCGUCUCUGCCAGUUCAGACAUCGAAGGGAAACGUCAAAUGAAAGUGAGCAACAAGCACCGCGUCUUCCUGCCCCCCGAGCUCCUGCUCUCAGACUACCUGGGGCAGAUGAGCUGAUACCCCCGAGGGACGCCCCUGCCCCUCGCUUGGUGCGCUGAAGGCUUCCUUCAUCUGCUCCUGACCUCUCCCAGCCCCGCAGUCCCCUCAGGUCUGGCCUGCUGCCCACCUCUCCCCUUGCCCGAGCGGGCUGUAGGGCAGACCAGCUCGCCCCGCUCUGUGCCCUCCUUGGGGGGCUCGUCCCUUCCCCUUCUCCAGGGGCAGGCGCUUGAUGGUGCGGAGCCGGGGGGCUCACGGCUGCGCCCGGCCGGCUCGCGGGGCAGCGCUGCGCUCCCCUCGGGAUGCUGGGACUCACUCCUGCGGGGCAGCCGGCAGCGUGGCCCUGCCAGAUAUCGCUGGGCUCAAGGCGUGGGUGCAGCAGGUGCCUAUCUGCCGUGCUCGCCCUGUUCCCCGAGUUGCAGUGCUGCUUCCCAGCCGGAGCUGCUCUCCCUGGAACUGUUUGUGUGUCUAUUUAUAGCCCAGGUGCUUUUAAACAUAAUCGGGCUGGGCCAAACCCACCUCUGGCACUGACGCUCGUGGGGUGAUUUUGGUCCAGAUUCUUGUGUGGUGAAACAGCUCCUCGCGGCUGCUGAGCAAACACUGAGCGAGCGGAAGAGCCUCGGGGCCGUCGCGUUCCUGGGGGGACGGUGCUUUGUCCAGCACCCACAGCCCUGCCGCCCCUGAUGGGGUAUUUUGGGGGGGGGGGCUCAUCCCCUGCCAGCCCCCUCGGGCAGGGUGCGGAGUGGGGAGUUCUCCACUCCGAGCUCCUGGGUGCUCUCAUCUCGCUGGUGUUUCGGCAGCGCCCUGUUCCCUACCUCGCGCACCAGCCUGUGGCACACGGACCUGCCUGCACCACAGGGCCCCGGGCUGUUUUUAAAUGUAAUAUAGCCUGUGUUUUUUAUUGUGUGUGUGUGUGUGUAUAUAUUUACUUGUGUGUGUGCUGGAGGCGUGCAGCCUGGCCUACCGGGGCCCUGUGCGCUUGCUGCUUACCCACGGCUGCCGUUUGUGGGUCUCCUUGUGUCCCCCACGUGUCAAGGGCUGCUCGCAGGGGUUCAUCGCAGCUGAGGAGCCCUGCGGAUGGGGGUCCUGCUCUGGCUUGGCCCCUGAUGCUGCCGGGGCUACGCAGGGUAACCCCAGAGGUGUUGGACCCCCCCCCCGGGACUGUCUCUGCCUGUUAUGACAGCACCCCUAGUCCCUGGUCGCCUGCUGGGGGUGUUUGCUGGUUGCUCUGGCUCUGGGCUCCCUGCCCUGAAGACACGGGCUGCCAUUAGCCAAGGGGACCCCCAGGGCUGUCUCUGCAGGGCAGGGGGGAGCCCCCAGCACACCCUUGCGCCUUGUUUGCUUGCGUGGCUCGGGCGGCUUUCAGGAACAAUAAACCACGGUGCUCCCACA